AAGAUAUUGCCAAAAGUUACAAAAGAACUAUAUUUUCAUCUAACACACUUUGUAAACACAUUAAAAUAAUCAUUUAACCUAUACAAAAAGCGAUAGUUUUAAGGCAUUUCAUAUUUUAUGUAAUUAAAUAUUACUUCCACGCUAUUAUGUUUAACGAUCAAAGUUUUUUAGAGGGUUUUUUUAGAGAGGACCCACGUUAUAACAUGUAUCGCACGAUGAAUCAACCUAUCUAUAACACAAAUUACAAUAUGAAUGUACAUCAAAAUUAUAUUUAUCCAAUCUGUAGUACUUCUGAUAAUGUUAGCAAUAAUACACCAAUAGUUACGGUAGAAACACGGCAGAUCGACGAAAAGAAUAUUCAAAGUUUUCUUCUAGAAGUUGAUCAGUCCAAUAACGCAAUUAUUCAGAAAAACGUAUGUAAAAGAUCUAAAAUUGCAGCUGCCAAAAAUGCCAUUGCAUCUGCACAUAAAUUAAACGAGAAACUGAAAACAAUUUGUGCAGAGCUGAAAGAUAAUAGAAAUUUUACAGACGAGGAAUGGCAACAGAAGAUGUGCAUCUGCAAUGCAGCAAAAAAUGAAAUUGUUACAUUAUUGAAUCCUAUUAAAGAUUCGAAGUUUUUAAAUCAGUUGAAAAAGGAUUUAGAAAGACGACGGAAAAAGAGAUUACGCGAAAAAAUUAAACGAGAGACAUGGAAAAAUGAAAAAUUAAUAAAGAUAAAACAAAGAGCUAGAAUACAUGCACAAAUUGAUUCGUGGAUUAGAAAGAAACAAGCUGUAAUAGAAAAAGAAAAACAGGAGGAAAAUUUACGUAAAGAUGCUGACAUGGUUCUGUCCGAUGUUAGAGGAAAGCGUAGCGAUGCAAGGAAAUAUCUUGGAUUGUUACAAGAAUUACGAAAUCUGCAUAAUAUUAAAGCCAAUAUUGCCAUAGCAAGGGGAGAACAUUUAUCUUCGGCGGCCGACGAAGCAUUUAAUAAUAUCAUAGCAAAGUUAACAGAACAAUGGUCUACUCUUGAUUCUGAGUAUUCUAUAGAAGAACAAGGUUUGAAAUUAAUGUUAAAGACUGAUAAUGAAAAGAGAAUCGAAAAACAAAAGAAAAGUCUGUUCGAUGAUUGGGAAAAUGUACUAUUUGGAAAAAAACUAUCAGUGUCUGAUCAAUACAAUACAGACUUGACUACUUUUAUUACUAUACGGUCUGCUUGGGAUAAGUAUAUAAGUUCAGAUAUCGAUGCAUCAGCUAUUCCAAUUGGAUGGGUAAUGCCUGAUAAACCAUCUUCAGCUGCCUGGCAAAAAUGUCUCAAAAAAGACGUUUCAUAAAACAUACUUCUACAUAAUUAUAAAUUCCAGUUUAUAAAUGCGUAAAAUUUGAUAUACACCCUAAUAAUUUAUAUUGUAUAAACAUAAAUAGUAUGUAAUGUAAUUUUAAA
Colletes gigas is the source of this 1423-nucleotide messenger RNA. RefSeq names its product programmed cell death protein 7. The transcript is spliced from 3 exons. Lineage: Eukaryota; Metazoa; Arthropoda; Insecta; Hymenoptera; Colletidae. The coding region runs from base 147 to 1313 and encodes 388 amino acids. The record is from RefSeq and is a predicted model, not a curated record.